Molecule: messenger RNA, 791 nt
Organism: Ruditapes philippinarum (Manila clam)
Lineage: Eukaryota; Metazoa; Mollusca; Bivalvia; Venerida; Veneridae
Exons: 7
Coding region: 75-506 (143 amino acids)
Source: RefSeq, a predicted model, not a curated record
GAAGAAGUCUAUUUCAGAGUGGAUGCUUGUGUUCUGAGAACCUCUUAAAAAAAGUGAAAGAUAUUUUGAACAACAUGCACGAAUCAAAGCUUAUUGAUAUUUUUGAAUAUAUCGAGGAAAAGUGUAUAAUUGGACAACAACCCCAAAACAAAUUUAUCGUGUGUGAUUUGGUUUCACAUCUCAAAGAUAUUUGUACAGAGAAAAGAUUUACCGAGCUAGAAAGAACGCUCCUCGUAAAAGAUCUCCCGGGGUAUAAAGAAAUCUUCCAAUGCUUUGUUGACUUUGAAAAUGAACUACACAAAAAGAAUUGCAUCAUAUUUUUACCUUUAAAUGGUGCCAAGGAACAAAUGCUCAAAAUGCCAAAACUGCGUCUGAAACUCUUUGGCAAAAAGGAUAAAUGCUCGUGUUCUGAGAACUUCUUAGACAAAGUGAAAGAUAUUUCGAACGACCUUCCAGAAUCAAUGGUAUGCUCUGAUUUAUUGUUGAGGUUGAGAACUUUACUAUAAGAAAGUAUCACAUCGGAAGUUUAUGUUCGGCAGCAUUAACCCUCACUCAUAAAUGACCUUGAAGUGCAAGAAACACAGUUAUGCUCUUAUUCAUUGUGGACCACUUAAAGUUGGACGAUAAGAAAGUAUCAUGUUCAGCGGCAUAAAAAAACUUUUGAAAAUGUCUGUCUAUAGAUAAAAACGUACAAAAAGGCACAUGACGUUUGUUUAUACAUGUGUUUACGUCAAUAAAAAAUAUAGAAACGAAUGACUCUAGAUGAUUUGUGCCACGUAAAUGGCAAAAAU